Molecule: messenger RNA, 945 nt
Organism: Acanthosepion pharaonis
Lineage: Eukaryota; Metazoa; Mollusca; Cephalopoda; Sepiida; Sepiidae
Source: the annotation of a GenBank genome assembly
AUGUCUUUCUUUCGUCUUUUUAGUUCGUUUCUUCCUUUUGUGUUUUCAUUCUUUUCUCCUUUUACAUUAAUUACACUUUUCAAUUCUAUUUUUUCUCCCUUUUUAAAUUCUUUCUUUCUUCUUUAUUCUGUCUCUUCAUUUUUAUUCCUUCAUUUUUCUUUCAUUUUUAAUUCAUUUCUAUUUCCUUGUAUCGUUCUUAUAUAUUCAUUCCAUAUCCUUUUCUUCCCUUCAUUCUAUUUAAUUAUUUAUUAUUUCCUUUCUUUCUGUCAACUUUUAACUUUAUUCUUAUUUACUUUCUUUCAUUGUUCUUUAUCAUUCUUUCCUAUAUCCUUUACUUACUUUAUUCAUUCUAAUGAUUUUGUUCAUUCUCAUCUCCAUUCUUUUCUUCCUUCUUUUCAAAUACAUUCUAAUCUUUAUUUUUCUUUCUUUCAUCUUUUUAAGUUUCUCUUUCUUUAUCAAUUCCUUCAUUUUCUUCCUUCCUUCUUUACACUUACUUUUUUCUAUAUUUCUUCCAUCAUUAAUUCCUUUUUCUCACUUUCUUUCUUCAUUCCUUUCUUUAUAUUUUUUAUUUUUUUCCUUUCUAUAUUUCUUCACUAUUUUCAUUCGUUUUUCUUUUAUCAACUUUUUAUUCAUUUCAUCAUUCUUUCCUUUAUUUCCUGUUCUUUGCCUUUCUUAUUUUAUUUCUCCCUUCGCAUUUUUCAUUUUUUUUUUCAUUUCCUUAUGUUUCUUUCUUUUUUUUUCCUUCAUUUUUUCCAGUCCAUAAUUCCUUCAUUCAUCCCAUUUCCUUUGAUUCUUUCACUUUUCUUCUUUUCCGGCACUUUCCUGGUUUCCUUUUUUAGCUCUCUUUUUUUAUUCUUUCUUUUCAUUCUUCUUUCCAUAUGUCUAUUUUUCUUUCUUCAUUACUUCUUAGAAAACUUUUCAGUCUCCAGCUCAGCAAAAGUUUAA